AUGCAAGUCAAUCUAGACGACUUUUUGAACGCCCUUGAUGAAGUCAAACCCGCAUUUGGUGUUGCCGAAGAGGAACUCAAGUCGGUUAUUCAAAACGGGAUCAACAAAUUCUCUCCUCCAAUCGAUGAAAUUCAUCACGAUGGCAAACUGUUUGUAGAACAGGUUCGGAUGAGUACUUGGACGCCCUUAGUCAGUGUAUUGAUACAUGGUCCUCCUGGUUCUGGAAAAACUGCUUUAGCUGCAUCAAUCGCACAAGCGUCCGACUUUCCAUUCAUCAAGUUGAUCGCACCCAAAAAUAUGGUACAUUGGCGUCCCUGGGCCGCCCUAAUUUUUGUGAAUGGUGAUGUCCUGGGGACGGCAUCCCGUCCCAGGGACAUCUCAGGGGCAAUGGCAUCCCUGGGAUGCACUGAUUUUUCUGAAGUGCCCUGGGUGUGUAUUGGUUCAGAGGUCGCGCGAGGUUGGAAGAGGGCUGCGGCCGCAGCGGAGAGCGCGGGGCCGCCGUACUUCGUUCCGUGUGCGACAUUGCGGUCCGGUUUUGAGCUCACUAGAAGCAUUCGGGCAGCCGGUGCUGAUUUCGAUUCCGGUCAAUACCAACAACAGCCGGCGACGUCCUCCACCAUUUCCCGGCUUCCGAUUUCUUCCGCGGUCUUCGAUCGGAUUUGCGAUGCAUCGACGACAGGUAAGUGGUUUCUUUCUUCUCAAAAGUUCUAUUAA
Puccinia graminis f. sp. tritici CRL 75-36-700-3 is the source of this 714-nucleotide messenger RNA. RefSeq lists its product as uncharacterized. Gene Ontology annotation, biological process: Golgi to plasma membrane protein transport; intra-Golgi vesicle-mediated transport; SNARE complex disassembly. The record is from RefSeq and is a predicted model, not a curated record. Gene Ontology annotation, molecular function: ATP binding; ATP hydrolysis activity. The coding region runs from base 1 to 714 and encodes 237 amino acids. Gene Ontology annotation, cellular component: Golgi stack. NCBI's taxonomy places the organism in Eukaryota, Fungi, Basidiomycota, Pucciniomycetes, Pucciniales, Pucciniaceae. The transcript has 4 exons.